Messenger RNA from Salvia miltiorrhiza (redroot sage), 1124 nucleotides. RefSeq lists its product as uncharacterized. Gene Ontology annotation, biological process: root development; shoot system development. The transcript has a single exon. The coding region runs from base 190 to 897 and encodes 235 amino acids. The record is from RefSeq and is a predicted model, not a curated record. Lineage: Eukaryota; Viridiplantae; Streptophyta; Magnoliopsida; Lamiales; Lamiaceae.
AAGUCAUAAUCCACAACCACAAACUACGUGAUCGAUCAAGAUUCCUUUGUUUUUCCAAGUCAAGAAUAGCUCCUACGCUUCAAACUUUUGAUUAAUCUUUCCAUUUCCUCAUCCUAUAAGUAGAAUUCAACACCACGAACAAAAUUUACAUUAUUUGAUAAUCUCAUAGAUACAACAACAACGGCAACAAUGUCUAAAACCGAAUUCGACUUCGAUUCUUUGAACGAGUUCCACGACUCAGUGAACGAGUUGCUGAGUUCGCCGGGGAUGAAGCUUGAGAUCAGUGAUCGCGGGCAGGAGAAGCUGGCGCACGACGUCUCGGAGGCGUCGCUGAAGAUGGCGGACUCCUGCGCCGCCGCGAAGGACCUCCUCCUCCUGGCCAAGGACCACCUCCAGAGCCUGCAGUCAGCGUUCCGCCGCAUUGCCGGCGCGGCGGACCACACGGGCAGCAGCAUCGCCCACCACCGGCUGCCGCGGAAGCAGCUGAAGAAGGCGAUCAUGAAGAGACUGGACUCGCUCAAGGGGAUGAAGAACAGCUUCUCAGCGGGGGCGGAGAAGGAGGAGGAGGAGGAGAGCCUUGCGGUGGUGGUGAAGCUUUUGAAGGAGGUGAGGGCCACCACGAUGUCGAUCGUGCGGUCGCUGCUGUCGCUGAUCGCGAUCCCGCAUCCGGGCAGCAAGGCGGAGUCGGGUCGGAGGGAUCCGAUAUUCCGGAUCAAGUUGACCCGGGUGGACAGCCUCAGUUUUUGGGAGAAGUGUGACGUGGCGGACAUCCGUACCAUGAUGAAGAGGCUGGAGGAGGUUGAGAUGGUGGUGGACGACAUGGGUGCUGAGUUGGAAGACAUGUUUAGAAAGCUGAUUAGGACGAGGGCCUCGCUUCUAAACAUAAUCACCGCUUAAUUGCAUCUAAUUAAUACUAAUUUCUUUUAAGUUGCCUACUUGCCUUGGCUAUAACUCAAAUUACACAUCCAGCUAGCAUCAUCUAGAAAUGGAUUUAGUUGAUAGUCAGAUAUUUUUUUAUUACUUCUAUUUAUUCUUUGAUUCUUCAUUACGUGAUGACUUGAUUGUAUAUUACUUUGCAUUGUGCAAAUUAGUAGUAAAUAAAACAUCCGGCGUUUUUGAGUAAA